Messenger RNA from Podarcis lilfordi (Lilford's wall lizard), 288 nucleotides. Lineage: Eukaryota; Metazoa; Chordata; Lepidosauria; Squamata; Lacertidae. The record is from the annotation of a GenBank genome assembly.
AUGACUGACUGGGAGACAGUCCCUGCUGUGGCAGAGACCCCUGAUGUCAAGUUGUUUGGGAAAUGGGGCACAGAUGAUGUGCAGAUCAGUGACAUCUCCUUGCAGGAUUACAUUGGAGUGAAGGAGAAAUAUGUCAAGUAUUUGCCACACAAUGCUGGGCGCUAUGCUGCCAAGCGCUUCUGCAAAGCCCAGUGUCCUAUUGUUGAGCGCCUCACUAACUCAAUGAUAAUGCACGGACGCAAGAAUGGCAGGAAGCUCAUGACUCUGCAUCAUCAAACUUGCCUUUGA